Molecule: messenger RNA, 1153 nt
Organism: Engraulis encrasicolus (European anchovy)
Lineage: Eukaryota; Metazoa; Chordata; Actinopteri; Clupeiformes; Engraulidae
Product: heat shock 70 kDa protein-like
Exons: 2
Coding region: 1-1023 (340 amino acids)
Cellular component (GO): cytoplasm; cytosol; blood microparticle
Molecular function (GO): ATP-dependent protein folding chaperone; ATP binding; ubiquitin protein ligase binding
Source: RefSeq, a predicted model, not a curated record
AUGAACUCCGACCUGUUCAGAGGAACACUUGAGCCUGUGGAGAAAGCCAUGAGAGAUGCCCGACUGGACAAGUCACAGAUCCAUGAUGUUGUCUUGGUGGGUGGUUCCACAAGAAUCCCUAAAAUCCAGAAGCAGCUCUCAGAUUUCUUCAAUGGCAGGGACCUGAACAAAGGCAUUAACCCUGACGAGGCCGUGGCCUAUGGCGCUGCAGUUCAGGCUGCCAUCCUCAUGGGUGACAAGUCUGAGAACGUCCAGGACCUGCUGCUGCUGGAUGUGGCCCCACUGUCUCUGGGCAUUGAGACGGCCGGAGGAGUCAUGACCGCCCUCAUCAAACGCAACACCACCAUCCCCACCAAACAGACCCAGACCUUCACCACUUACUCAGACAACCAGCCAGGUGUUCUCGUCCAGGUGUAUGAAGGAGAGAGACCCAUGACCAAGGAUAACAACCUGCUGGGCAAGUUCCACUUGACAGGUAUCCCCCCAGCCCCACGCGGCGUGCCCCAGAUCGAAGUGACCUUUGACAUCGACGCCAAUGGAAUCCUCAACGUGUCAGCUGUGGACAAAAGCACAGGCAAAGAGAACAAGAUAACCAUCACAAACGACAAAGGCAGGUUGACCAAAGAGGAGAUCGAAAAAAUGCUGCAGGAAGCCGAGAAAUACAAAGCAGAGGAUGACGUUCAGAGGGAGAAGAUCACCGCCAUCAACUCCCUGGAGUCCUACGCCUUCAACAUGAAGAGUAGCGUCGAGGACGAGAACAUGAAGGACAAAAUCAGUGAGGAGGACAGGAAGACGGUGGUGGAGAAGUGCGACGAGGCCAUCUCCUGGCUGGAGAGCAACCAGAUGGCUGACAAGGAGGAGUUUGAGCACCACCUGAAGGAACUCCAGAAGGUGUGCAGCCCCAUCAUCUCCAAGCUGUACCAGGACGGAGUGCCAUCGGGCGGCUGUGGCUCUCAGCAGGCCCGCACUGACUCCAGCUCUACCAACGCCUCACAGGGCCCCACCAUUGAGGAGGUGGAUUAGUGCUGUAGAACAGGGCUAUUCAAAUGGUGGCCCUGGGGCCCUUGGAUGGCAAGAUUCUGGCCCCCCACAAGCCCCUUGAAAUAUGGAAUCUUUCGGAAUUUAGAGAUAAAAGUAUGGGUUCCGUAUGGAG